ACGGACGGCCCUGCGCCCUCCGCGCUGUUGUGGCCUCCGCCGGCCGCCGUCGUGGCGCCGCUGCGCGCGCGGGGCCUGGGGGCGGGGCGCGAUGGCGGAGCCCGGGUGAGGCGCGGGUUUACUGUCCAAGAGGAUUUUGACCUUGCUUGAAAAGAUGCCUGCUGCCUGUGAGUCAGUGCUUGAGGAUAUCGAGGACAUCGUGUCGGCAGAGGAUCUGAAGCCACACGAUCGGCAGUUUGUGAGAAGGAAUGUUUUUCCCAAAGUGCGAAAACGCAGCUCCCAAAAAAAGGUUCAGGCAGAUGAUGAGCCCCCAAGUGACAGCAUUAUUCCUGGUGUUCAGAAAAUCUGGAUUCGUACAUGGGGAUGUUCUCACAAUAAUUCGGAUGGUGAAUACAUGGCUGGACAGCUGGCUGCAUAUGGAUACAAAAUUACAGACAACUCUGCUGAAGCAGAUUUAUGGUUGCUGAACAGUUGUACAGUAAAAAAUCCUGCUGAGGACCACUUCAGAAACUCAAUCAAGAAAGCCCAAGAAGAGAAGAAGAAAGUUGUUCUAGCAGGUUGUGUACCACAAGCCCAACCUCGCCAGGAGUACCUGAAAGGCUUGAGUAUUAUAGGGGUUCAGCAGAUAGAUCGUGUAGUAGAAGUUGUGGAGGAAACUAUUAAAGGUCAUUCUGUGAGACUACUGGGUCAGAAAAAGGAUAAUGGAAAACGUUUGGGGGGAGCACGCCUGGAUUUGCCAAAGAUUAGGAAGAAUCCACUGAUAGAAAUAAUUUCCAUCAAUACAGGGUGUCUCAAUGCAUGUACCUACUGUAAAACCAAGCAUGCCAGAGGAGAUCUAGCAAGUUAUCCUAUUGAAGAACUGGUGGACAGAGCCAAACAGUCUUUUCAAGAGGGUGUUUGUGAGAUAUGGCUGACCAGUGAAGACACAGGGGCUUAUGGCAGAGACAUUGGCACAGACCUCCCCACGCUUCUGUGGAAGCUGGUUGAAGUUAUUCCUGAGGGAGCUAUGCUGAGGCUUGGCAUGACAAACCCUCCCUAUAUUUUAGAGCAUCUGGAGGAAAUGGCCAAGAUUCUCAGUCAUCCAAGAGUAUAUGCUUUUCUGCACAUACCAGUCCAGUCAGCCUCUGACAGUGUGCUCAUGGACAUGAAGAGAGAAUACUGUGUGGCAGACUUCAAAAAAGUAGUGGAUUUCCUUAAAGAAAAAGUGCCUGGAAUAACAAUUGCUACAGACAUCAUUUGUGGUUUUCCAGGAGAGACAGAUGAAGAUUUUCAAGAAACUAUGAAACUUGUGGAACUGUACAGGUUUCCAAGCUUGUUUAUUAAUCAAUUCUACCCACGUCCAGGAACCCCAGCUGCAAAAAUGCCUCAAGUUCCAGCUGCAGUGAAAAAACAAAGAACGAAGGAUCUGUCCCAGCUGUUUCAUUCAUACAAUCCAUAUGAUCAUAAGGUUGGUGAGAGGCAAAGAGUUCUGGUAACAGAAGAAUCCUUUGACUCCAAUUACUACGUUGCUCACAAUCCUUUCUAUGAGCAGGUUCUUGUGCCAAAGGAUCCUCUGUUAAUGGGCAAGAUGGUAGAAGUGAGUAUUUAUGAAGCUGGGAAACAUUUUAUGAAGGGGCAGCCAGUAUCAGAUGCCAUAGUUCACACUGCAUCCAUCACCAGACCGUUAGCAAAAGGAGAAGUUUCUGGCUUAACAGAGGAGUUCAGACGUUCACCACAGAAUGGCACCAACUGGAAAACACAGCCUUCUGCUGAGAUCCCAGUGAGAACACAUCUCAGCUCCUGGAUGGCUUUGCAGCUCCCAUCGCAGCAAGACAGAGGUGGACUGAAGAUCCUGUCUGUCAGCCUGGCUCUGCUGGCAGUUCUUGUUAUGUUUUACUAUGGAGGAGUGAAAACAGAACUGUGAACUGAAUGGGGCUUUUAUAAAAACAAUGAAACCUCUGUUCAAAAUCUUUAAAGGAAACACUUUUAGCAAAAAAUCUUUUUUUUUAGAAAAAAAAAGCUAAUAUAAAUUGGGCAAUAAUUUGUACUCACUCUUUGCCUUUCCUGUCAUUCAAAGGAGAGAACGUAAAUAAGCUGUGGGAAGGCCUAUCUUGCCAAAACCUGAGAUCCUUGGUUGGUAAAACAGUUUGUUGCAUCUUUCUUUUUCAUUUUUUCCUUUUUGAAAUGAGGCAAUGUUUGCAUUACAUACUCUUUUCAUAAUUGCUGUUUCACGUAAAAUUGCAUUACAUUUGUAAGGAAUCUUUCCACUGAGUGAUAUUGGUCAUCUUUUAUGGGUAGAAUAUUUAAAGCUUUCCUAAAGAUUUUGCUUGAUGCAGUGUGAUCGUUUGAUAUCUGUCUUUUUACAUUAGAAUGAAAACUGCAAGGCCAUUAAAGUUAGUUAUUUGUUGCUGUUUA
Prinia subflava (tawny-flanked prinia) is the source of this 2394-nucleotide messenger RNA. RefSeq names its product CDK5 regulatory subunit associated protein 1 like 1 (gene CDKAL1). Bases 155 to 1903 code for a protein of 582 amino acids. The transcript has 16 exons. Gene Ontology annotation, cellular component: endoplasmic reticulum. Gene Ontology annotation, molecular function: tRNA (N(6)-L-threonylcarbamoyladenosine(37)-C(2))-methylthiotransferase activity; 4 iron, 4 sulfur cluster binding. Lineage: Eukaryota; Metazoa; Chordata; Aves; Passeriformes; Cisticolidae. Gene Ontology annotation, biological process: tRNA methylthiolation. The record is from RefSeq and is a predicted model, not a curated record.